Pseudo-nitzschia multistriata is the source of this 3145-nucleotide messenger RNA. The record is from the annotation of a GenBank genome assembly. Lineage: Eukaryota; Bacillariophyta; Bacillariophyceae; Bacillariales; Bacillariaceae.
CUCACAAUACAGAAAACAACCAGAAUCCGGUUCGAAUACCCUUCGCGGAUUGCAACGCCUCUCUACGUAAUAUAAGAUCGUCCAUGAGUAAGACGAAAUCGACGACCGCCAAAGGGCGGGACAAGUCUGAUGCCGAGCCUAGCUCCUCGAAGUACCUUGUGUUGAUCUCCAAACGAUUUGUUUUGCUGAGUUUGCUAUCCUGUAUUCUAGCCGCCUUUGCAGUGGGUCGCACGGCGCGGAUUUUACUAUUGGUUAAUCCUCAGAAAGUGGCUAUACAGGCGUACAAUGACCAAGUCACUGGACAGGCAACAAAAAAGUCCCCCGCAGCAAUGAAGACUCUCCCCGAUCCCACAAUGAGAGACGGAAAGGUCCCCCCAGAGACAUUGUACACAUCCAAGGCUUUUGGAAGUGGCAGUACGACUUCGUCUCAGUCUCGUUGGAUUGUAACGGAGGAAGGAAGAGAAAAUUGCGUUGAUCUUCCGGAGCAUGAAUGUCCCGCACCACCCUCCCCAAAUGUAGACGAGGGGAGCGGUGACGAUGAAAUCCAUUUACCAGCUGGUCAACAUCUUUUGAUGGAUAUUGAAAACGUGGACGGAAUUUUUUUGAACUCCGAGGAACGACUAGCACACGCAAUGCUCGAACUCGUUGGAGAAUGCGGUCUUACGCUUCUUUCAUACCACUGCCAUAAGAUGGUGCCCAUGGGAGUAAGCUGCGCGGGAGUCUUGCUGGAAAGUCACGUCUCCUUCCACACCUGGCCAACAGAGGGGGUCAUAACAUUGGAUCUCUACACGUGUGGUCCCAACUCGUUGCUACCCAUUGUGCCUAUGGCGAUGGACCUCUUUGGAGUCCCAAAGCAAGUCGUUGAUGGGAAGGAAUUUAAAGCACCAAACACGGUGUGGGCCCACAAAACGAGAGGAUUCCCAUCGGGUGACCUCGCGAGCUUCACGGCCGAAAUUUCGGACAUGGAAUAUUUUCCGGUGGGUAAAAUGACGGAUUUCAAGACCGAAAUUGCGGCGACCUCGACGAAUUUCCAGCAGAUCCGAAUAUACGAUGUUUUGAGGCCGACCCAACAAAACCUGCAAAACUAUCAAAAAUCGAUGACAAACGACGGAUCGUACGAAUCCCGUCACCCAGAAUUAUUUGAACCAGAUAGGAUUGUGUAUUUGGAUGGCGUGUUGCAGUCGCGUAAAUCGGGCGAAGCAGCAUAUCACGAGACUUUGAUUCAUCCUUCCAUGUUUGCCCAUAAGAAUCCAAAACGGGUUGCUAUUAUUGGGGGGGGAGAAGGCGCGUCUCUUAGAGAGGUGUUGAAACACAAGACUGUCGAAGUUGUUUACAUGAUUGAGAUUGAUGAAAUGAUGGUCAAUGUUUCGAGAAAAUAUCUUCCGAGUUGGAGCGAUUGCAGUACUCUAGCAGGCAGUGCAGAGAGCUGUUUUGACGAUCCCCGGGUGGUGGUUCAGUACAUCGAUGCCUUCCAAUGGUUUAUCGAUAACUUUCCUGCAGAUGGUCCUCCACUCGUUGAUCCUUUUGACAUCAUUGUCAUGGACGCCUUGUGAGUUAAUUUCGUGAUUGAUAUGAAUUUGCUGUAUCAUUUGUCUUUCUGUUCCAUUUGGUUUCCCACCAAUUGUAACCAAAUGCUGUUGACGUCACCACUUAUCAAACCUUUCAUCCCCACAAUCCUAAUUUUAGGGAUCCUCAAAUUCAGAAGGAUUUUGUCAACGCCCUUUACGACGAAGGGCCCUUUUUGAAAUCGAUACCGCAUGCACUGAGCAGUGACGGAAUAUUCAUUUCUCAAGUCGGGGAGAGUUCGGCUUCCGAGGACCCACCCGAGGUGCAAACCCAAGAUUUAAAUCGCUGGAGACUCAUCCAAAGCCUUUCAAGGUUAGGGUUCUCAACUAUCCGAUCUUACGUCGACAAUUCACAUAGUGGAUUCUCUUUUCCAUGGCAAUAUAUUGCUGCAUUUAAAAGCGAUGAUACAAAGGCAGAAUGGCUUUCAAAUCCUUCACUUACAGAACUUAAGAUUAGAAAGAGAGCCAUGGUCACCGUGGAUGGUAAAUCUCCCUUUCAAUUCUUCGAUGGUGCGACCAUGCAAUCAUAUUACUAUCCUUCAAAGCCAGUAGAGCUCGUGUAUUGCCGUGGCCAUCCGGAGUCUAGGAAUUGCAAAGAAGGACACGGAUUUGAUUCUAACCGACGCAACGUACCGAUUUCUGCAGUCGCCGUUAGGCAGAGUAGCAUCGGAGAAAAAGCUGGUAGAGGAGUCUUUGCCAAGAUUGAUGUUCCAAGUGACAGCUACGUUGGUCUUGAAAAGCAAAUCCAUUCUGUUGAAGGGGAUGCACACGCGUAUGAUCUAAUUUUGAAAAUGAACAGUCAAUUUGGCGACAAAUGGAGCGCUUCGGUACUGGAGAGUUGCAUCCAUGAUUACGCUGAAAUAUCCUCUCGCAGUGGAAAGGAAAGUUUCGUCAUUGAUACAACGGUACGUCUCUUUGGCUAGAGAAUCUUCUUGUAGACCAAGUUGUGCACUGCAAUCGGUCUAAUUCUAAUUUUGUUUUGUUUUGUCUUUCCUUUUGACCACUGCUGUCAUUCAAACAGAUAAAAUCUUUUGCAAAUCAUGAUUGUGAUGGUAACAGCAACUUUGGAUUCGAUGUAGGAGUGUCCCAAUUUACAGCGGAUCCGAAACGUGUCGCACAAGAGAUAAUGGAAAGAUAUGAUGAGGGAGACGUUAUAUACAACCCAGCGAGUGAUAGACAAACGAAUUUUUAUGCUAGGUCUACACCCCUUCGUGAUAUCAAUGAAGGUGAAGAACUUUUUGAUAAUUACCUUGGAAUGUCAGGGAAGAAUACGGAGAGUUGGGAGUCCAGUGUUUCCGACUUACGAAAGAUAUGCGAGUGAAAAAAGCAAUGACUCUUACCAAUCAAAAACAAUUAAUAUGUGUUGCCACAUUACACAGACGAUAUCUAUAUGUCCAUACUUCUCGAUCAGAUUUUGCUAAGCACUGAUGAUUUUGGUAGAUAGUUCAAGACGUCAUCUUUUCUAAUACAUCGGUUGUCCACUAUAUGAAAAUGUGUCAGUCGAAGCAAGUCGCAAUGGCAACAGCUUUUUCUAACAGAUAACUUCCGGGGUUGAUUUGUAAUAAAUAGACCAGCCUACU